UGAUAUUGUAUGAAAUUUAUUUCAGGUUUGCGGUAACAAUCCGUAUGUUCUGACUAGAUGUGCUCAGGUUCUUCAAGAGCAGGCCAACAUUGACUUUGUUGAUAUCAACAUGGGCUGUCCGAUUGAUCUAGUCUAUCAACAGGGAGGUGGAUGUGGCCUUAUGAGGAGAGAAAAGGUUCUCUAUUCAGUUGUGGAGUGCAUGAAUGAUGUGCUGGAUAUACCUUUGACUAUAAAGAUGCGAACGGGAGUGUAUAGCGAUAAGAAUACUGCGCAUAAGCUCAUAAGCGGUCUUUGUGAUCGUGGAGUAUCUCUAAUAACUGUUCACGGACGCUCGAGAGAGCAACGCUACACGCGCUCUGCUGAUUGGAACUAUAUUGAAACAUGUGCUGCGCUAGCUGGACAAACACCACUUUUUGGCAACGGAGAUAUACUCUCUUACCAGGAUUAUGUUGAAGCGCGAGAAAAUUGUCCUUCUAUCUCUGGAGUCAUGAUUGGCCGUGGUGCUCUGAUUAAGCCAUGGAUUUUCACAGAGAUAAAAGAGCAGAGAAUCUGGGACAUAUCAAGCUCAGAACGUUUUGAUAUUAUGAGAAAGUAUGUCAACUAUGGUCUACAUCAUUGGGGCAGUGACACAAAGGGUGUGGAAAAUACUCGUAGAUUCUUAUUGGAGUGGUUAUCAUUUCUGUACCGUUAUAUUCCUGUUGGUUUACUGGAACGUCCGCCUCAAAAAGUGAACCAGCGACCUCCAUUCUACAGGGGGAGGGAUGACUUGGAAACUCUCAUGGCAAGUCCAAAUUCUGAUGACUGGGUCAAAAUUAGUGAAAUGCUGCUGGGACCUGUUCCUGAUGGUUUCACUUUUCUUCCAAAGCAUAAAGCCAACUCAUGGAAAUGAGUUAUGAGAAAUGAUAACUCAUGGAGUUAUCCAAUCUCAGAUUAACUCAGGAAUUGGUUACUAAAUGCAUACUGUAUGUAAUGCAGAGUUGUAUGACUCAGAAUAAACACCUUGAGUAUUCAAGAUAAA
Molecule: messenger RNA, 1018 nt
Organism: Nilaparvata lugens (brown planthopper)
Lineage: Eukaryota; Metazoa; Arthropoda; Insecta; Hemiptera; Delphacidae
Product: tRNA-dihydrouridine(47) synthase [NAD(P)(+)]-like
Exons: 6
Coding region: 110-889 (259 amino acids)
Molecular function (GO): RNA binding; tRNA dihydrouridine synthase activity
Source: RefSeq, a predicted model, not a curated record